Molecule: messenger RNA, 2223 nt
Organism: Colletotrichum karsti
Lineage: Eukaryota; Fungi; Ascomycota; Sordariomycetes; Glomerellales; Glomerellaceae
Product: pentafunctional arom
Exons: 1
Coding region: 1-2223 (740 amino acids)
Molecular function (GO): 3-dehydroquinate dehydratase activity
Source: RefSeq, a predicted model, not a curated record
AUGAACGGCUCUGGAAACCACGACAUCGAGAUGGACAUCGACCGAAACGCAAGCCCGGCCGUUGCGAGCGGGACCAGAUUUGGAACCGCUCCUCAACGGGGCGACACGAGGAUCGUGGUUAUCCUGUAUGCUUCAGGCCAGGACAAGAUCGUGUCAGUCUUCGCCGAUGUCCUGGGCAAACCAUUCGCAAUUCGUUCCGCUUUCGAGGAGAUCACCGCUGCUGACCAAGGGCUUGUGGUCGGCCUCCCAGCGGAGCUGGCCAAGAACGACAUCAAAUCGCGUAACACAGAACUCGUCGUUGCCAUCAACGCCCACUGUGUCAACCUCGGCAUGCCACCGGACGUUUUUCUCUCGGCCGAGUGCGAUUACGAGUUUCUGUACACGGAAGCGCCAUUCUUCCGCCGAGACCUCGCCAGGUUUAUCUCUUUUACACUGGGGCAGAUAACCCAUCACGAGACUCUGAUGUCGAAGCCACGGACUUACUUCAUCUCGACAACGUUUCCCGACGUCAGUGCAGCACUCCCCAACAUCGACAUUCUCACGGUUGGCGCGGACGCAGUGGAAAUUCGUGUCGAUCUUCUCAAGGAGCCACUUGGCGACGGAACGUAUUCCGCAAUCCCCAGCUUGAGCUAUGUUGGAGAGCAACUAAUGCUUCUACGCCAACGGACGGAACUUCCCAUCAUCUUUACUACAAGAUGUACGCGAGAGAAUGGUCGUUUCCCGAUGGAGAAUCCUGAUCUUUAUUACGAAUAUCUGUACCGUGCCAUCCAAUGGGGCGUUGAGUACAUCGACGUUGAGCUCUGGCUACCAGAGGCCAUCCGAAAGAGGCUAUACGAACAGAAAGGUAGCAGUCGCAUCAUGUCUGCGUUCCACGACUUCUCCGGCACUUUCAAGUGGCCCUCCUCGUAUGCAGAGCAGGUCUACGUGGAAUCAAGCAAAUAUGCCGACAUCAUCAAGAUGAUUGCCAUCAUCAACGACCACAACGAAAACUUCGAGUUGGAAUACUUCCGCUCAAAGAUGCGAGCAGACUACCCAAAUUCUCCGCCAUUCUCGGGAGUUAACAUGGGAGAAACUGGCCAGUUCUCGCGAACUUUGAACAGAGUCUUCACUCCUAUCACCCAUCCUUUACUGCCCAUCGUUGCUGCUCCAGGACAGAUGAGUGCGUCGGAAAUCAAUGCGGCUCUGGCUCUGUUGGGACAACUUCCCAAGAAGAGCAUAUACGGCAUCACGACCCCAGCCUUUCGAAGUUCAACACCUCAAGCCCCGUUUUACGAAAAGUGCUUCAACGAGCUCGGCCUUCCCCAUUACUUUGCUAUCGUGGAGCGCUUGCCCAACAACUUCCAAGCCAUGGAGGCGUGGUGUAACCAGAAGAACUUCGGUGGCGCCUACCUCAGCCCUCCCGUGUCUUGGAGCAGUCUGCUGAAGUACAGUCCUUUCUUCGGGGCGCUCAGCGGUGGCAAGGGUCCGGAGGUGACAGAGGCUGCUAGACUCAUUGGGACCGUCGACACCAUCAUCGUGAAGUCAUCAUCUUCGUCGUCGGCCUCAUCAGCGCCCGCCUCCAUCCCAUCAAGCCCACGCCACGGACACCAUGAUUCGUUUGGACAUCUGUCGUCGGGUGCUUCCAGCCUGUCACCAAGCACGUCCUUAAUAUUAGACAACGCCAGUUGGAGAGGCAUCAUCAGUACGCUGACAAGAGACAUGGCCCCUUCUGCGUACUUCGGCCGCACAGCUGUCGUUCUGGCUUCCUCGGGCGACGAUGCUGCGUCAGUAAUGUACGCUCUCAAGGCCCUCCAAGUCGGCAAGAUAUACACUGUUGGGUUCCGGACUCCGGCGGCCCUGGCCAGAGACGGGCCGGUGAUUGAACCAUUCAACAGCCUGGAAAGCCUAAAGAGAGCACAAACCGUGGGUGAUGGUGCGGCUCCGUUCCUAGUCGUUUCGGCUCUUGGGGCGGAGAAGAGUAAUAUCGUCGGUAUGCUCGUUCGAGUCUUUGGCUCAAAUUCUCAGGGAAAUUCCAACUCCAAGAAGGUUUUCCUUGACCUGGCCGACACCGCCGGUGCGAGAAGAGGCGGUGAUCCUGGUAUCAUUGCCCAACAGGCCGGAUUUUCUGCCUACGGCAGCGCCGAUACGGCCGCCUUUACCACAGUCGAAACAUUGAGGCUGCUGGUGGGACAGAACGUACCUUACAGCUUUGUGAGGUUGGCAAGCGGUAGAAGUCUCUUCUGA